UGUAGACAUAUCUGGGCCGACAUGGAACCCCCCAAAAAUAUUGUCAAGAUUGCCGUGCAGAUGAUGGGCGCAUACCCGCAGCUGAUUGAGCUCAAUCAGAGCAAACCUCUGUCUGCAGUGCUGAAGGACGUGUGCGACGCGUGGAAUAUCAGUAAUUCAGAACAGUAUGCCCUUCAGUAUGUGGAUGGACAUCAGGCAUACAUCACUGAGCUGAAUAGAAUGGAAAUAAAGAACGGCAGCAUCCUGAAACUGACCACAUCCCCGGACAAAGAAGCCGGCAGUCUGUGCAAUGGCGUCCAGAGUCACAACCAGGAUGUGAGAUCAGAGUCUCUGAAGAAACUGGCUACCUUGUCCUGUGAUGUCACAUUUGCCCAGGAAUUCAUCAGCCGUGAUGGACUCAGUAUUCUGUCCAGGACGGUGGAAGAGCAGAAAGAGCCUGGAGAGGUAAUGUGUCACACUCUGAAAGCCAUUGCUGAGCUGAUGGAACAUGGCUUUGUGUCCUGGGAAACAUUCAGCACAACCUUCAUUCACAAGGUGGUGACAUUCGUGAAUAUGAAUCUGAUGAUGGUGGAGAUUACGCAGCUGGCUCUGGACAUCCUGGAGAGCGUAUUGCAGAGUAACACCAAGCUCGGAGAGAUGGUCACACAGGAAGUUCCUCUGGAGAGACUCUUUACCCUUUUCACGCUGUAA
Nanorana parkeri is the source of this 690-nucleotide messenger RNA. RefSeq names its product engulfment and cell motility protein 3-like. NCBI's taxonomy places the organism in Eukaryota, Metazoa, Chordata, Amphibia, Anura, Dicroglossidae. The coding region runs from base 22 to 690 and encodes 222 amino acids. The transcript has 7 exons. The record is from RefSeq and is a predicted model, not a curated record.